Sphaeramia orbicularis (orbiculate cardinalfish) is the source of this 3599-nucleotide messenger RNA. It is a transcript of the gene sesn1, whose product is annotated as sestrin 1. Lineage: Eukaryota; Metazoa; Chordata; Actinopteri; Kurtiformes; Apogonidae. Gene Ontology annotation, cellular component: nucleus. The record is from RefSeq and is a predicted model, not a curated record. Gene Ontology annotation, molecular function: L-leucine binding; oxidoreductase activity, acting on peroxide as acceptor. Bases 170 to 1813 code for a protein of 547 amino acids. Gene Ontology annotation, biological process: cellular response to leucine starvation; positive regulation of macroautophagy; negative regulation of TORC1 signaling. The transcript is spliced from 10 exons.
UUUCUCUGCCAAUCAAAUGUUUACCCUGAAGUUGGUUCCUCCUAUCCCUUCUACCCUGGGACUAACUGGUCAGUUCUGUGUUAAGGAGUCCCACACCGAAAGACCUGCACCAAAGAAUGUGAAUAAAGCCUGUUGAAAUCCAUCACAAGCAUUAGUCCUUAGUGAAGAAAUGGAAGUGCAGGACCAGGAAUCUCUGGGGAGAUGGGACGGACUCGGCAGCCGGGAUGCCAGCUCCAGAACUGCAGCUAUGGAGAACAUUCACCAGGAGGUCAUGAGGAAAGUGGAGGCUAUAGGCCCGAUACCAGCGCAGGCCCCCUUACCCCUUGCCUCGGGAAGCCCCGCCACUAGUGACCUGAAUGACAUCCUGGCUCACCUCCUCAUGCUGUCCAAACGCUGUCCCUUUGAAGAUGUCAGAGAGCGGAGCAUUCGACUGCUCCGGGCCAUCCAGGACUUGGGAGUAAGGAUCCCAAGACCCCUUGGUAACGGACCAAGCAGAUUUAUCCCCGAAAAAGAGAUUCUUCAAGUCAGUAAAGUGGACACCAGAACGCAGUCGAUAUUUGAGGAUGCGUUUGCAGCCCUCGGUCGCCUUGAUAACAUUUCCCUCGUGAUGGGCUUCCACCCACAGUACCUGGAGAGUUUUCUCCGGACGCAGCAUUACCUGCUGCAGAUGGAUGGACCCCUGUCUUUGCACUACCGACACUACAUCGGCAUCAUGGCGGCAGCUAGACACCAGUGUUCCUACCUGGUCAACCUGCAUGUGAAUGACUUCCUCCAGGUCGGUGGUGAUCCUAAGUGGCUUAACGGCCUGGAUGAAGCUCCGCAGAAGCUCCAGCAGCUCGGCGAGCUCAACAAAAUCCUGGCCCACCGACCUUGGCUUCUCACCAAGGAACACAUUGAGCACCUUCUGAAGGCUGAGGAACACAGUUGGUCCCUUGCAGAGCUGAUUCAUGCCGUCGUCCUCCUCACACACUACCACUCCCUCGCUUCAUUCACCUUCGGCUGUGGCAUCUCACCCGAGAUUCACUGUGACGGUGGACACACGUUCAGACCCCCAUCCCUAAGCCAGUACUGCGUCUGUGACAUCGCCAAUGGCAACAGUCACGCUAAUCACCAUGACGAUCUGUUUGGCAACCAGGAGUUGUGUGGCGAGGUGGAGGUGCUGAUGGAGCGAAUGAAGCAGCUGCAGGAGUGUCGUGAUGAUGAGGAGGCCAGCCAGGAGGAAAUGACUACUCGCUUUGAGAGGGAGAAGACAGAGAGCAUGCUUGUGGUCACAGCUGAGGAUGAGGAGUGUGUCCCCUCCAGAGACAUCUCCCGCCACUUUGAGGACCCCAGCUAUGGCUAUAAGGACUUCUCCAGGCGUGGGGAGCAUGUGCCCACCUUCAGAGUCCAGGAUUACAGCUGGGAAGACCACGGCUUCUCUCUGGUCAACCGACUGUAUCCUGAUGUCGGACAGAUGCUGGACGAGAAGUUCCAGAUGGCCUACAACCUGACCUACAACACCAUGGCAACUCACAAGGAUGUGGACACCAGUAUGCUGCGCAGGGCCAUCUGGAACUACAUCCACUGCAUGUUCGGCAUCAGAUAUGAUGACUAUGAUUAUGGUGAGAUAAACCAGCUUCUGGACCGUAGCUUUAAGAUCUAUAUAAAGACCAUGGUGUGUAGUCCUGAGAAGACCACCAAACGAAUGUAUGAGAGUUUCUGGAGGCAGUUUCAGCACUCCGAGAAGGUCCACGUUAAUCUGCUUCUUAUGGAAGCGCGAAUGCAGGCAGAACUGUUAUACGCUCUGAGAGCGAUCACCCGCUACAUGACAUGAAGUGCUUUUUGGCGUUUUUCUUGUUGUCUUUUUACUGUCAUUGUUGUUCGUUAUGGGACACUUCAAGAAGAAAAAAAAAGAAAAUUAACGGGGGAAAUUCAGUGCAAGAGAUGUGAGAAGACCUGUGUUGUGAUGAUGCUUGUCCUGGUGUUUAUGGAUGUUGAAAAGAGGAUCAGAACAAAUGAAAGCAAGAAAAAAAGAAAGCAAGAACUGAACUCAUCUCAAACUACCAGUGGAUGCACAAACUGUUUGUGUUGCCUGCAGUGCCAAAACUGACCAAGAGAGGGCAGCCUGGAGCAAACUCCUCUCUUGGGGAGAAUGUGCCAGGCCUAUGCAUUGACACCGGACAGACACAGAAUGACUUUUCAGUAUUCCAGCUUGCAACACAUCGGUUGCCAAUCUCUUCUGCCUCCUUCAAAAGAGUAAAGGCCCACAGAAAAUCCCCAGAAAGCUGUGCAGCCACAACCAGUCUGCACUUUGAUUCUGUUGUCACUGUUAUAUUUGUUUAGUUUCUUUAAUAUCUUUUUAUUUCAUUUUAUAUUAAGAUAAGUGGAUGUUGUUGUUGUUGUUGAUGUGGUAACUGGAGGUAGAAGCAUAACUUUGGACGGUGUUUUUACGUGUGCCUGAACUAUCCAGCACAGUGGUCAUACGUGCUGAUGCUGCUGCUCCCAUGUUGUAUUCAGCAGGGUCAUAUUGACCUCUAAAUCACCCCCUACCCAAACCUGUUUUAUCCCUUACACCCCUAUCCAUUAGAAGUCCACUGCAUUACCCCCAUCCCUGUGAUCCUGUACUUCUCAAAACCCCCCAAUCCAAAUCUCAAAUGUCAAUGUAAGCUAAUCCAAGGAGUGUGUGAAAAUCAGAGAGGUGUGGAGAGAAACUCAAAGAACACUGUCUGAGCCCUUUUGAGUUUGACUGUGUAUGAGUGGAUGAGUCCAUGUCCAUGACUGAGGUGUGUGUGUGUGUGCGUGUGUUUCACAGAAAUGAUGGAGAUAAAAAGUACGUCUUUGAAUUUCAUGUGUCAAAAAAAGCGAGGCACUUUGAAGGAAAAACUUCUUGCUUCUGCUGUAGCUGUUAUUGUGAGAAAACUGUUUAUCAUUUGUUGAUGAUAAUGAUGAUGAUGUCUUUGUUUUUUUCUGGUAAUAGGGAAAAAAAGAAAAAAAUAAUCAAAAAGAAAGUUUAAAAACCAGGUUUUGCAGGAGGGAUUUGCUUCCGGUUUCCCAAACCACACCUAUCUGUCUUCCGCUUAUCCCAGCUGCCUGGUCACCCCGACACUUUCAAAGCUUCAGAUUGUGAAUUUACCAGUAAAUGAAUACCUCUUCUGUUUUCUCUAUAAAACUUAUAAGAAGUGCUCUUUGGUUGAGCAGAGACUCUUUUUCUGGGCGGCCAUGUUCCCAUUGCUAGGGGACUGUGUCAGCCCACACAGGGCCGCUUGCGGUCGAUAACUGUCGAACGCAAAAGGUUGUAGCUGUGCUUAUUUCCCUGCUGGGGAAGUCUAACCAGUGCAAAAGCAGCUUUUUUAUUUUAAUCAGAGGUAUGAUUCCUCUGUUAUUUUGUUUUUUGUUUACUAAAACCAGUAAAGUACUGCAUUCUUCUGAGGGUGGAUUGAGAGAUUUGGACAGAUGAAUGAGUGAUUACAGAUGACAAUGAGGAGGAGGAGGGUGAUUAUUAUGGAAUGGUACAUUUGGAAGUGGUUUGAGAGGAAGUAGAGGUUUUUCUGAUGUCAGUUACUGACACUUUUUUAUAUGAAAUUUAUGAAAAAGAUGAAAAAAUAAACCAUGAUAUUGAA